Messenger RNA from Dermacentor silvarum, 3654 nucleotides. RefSeq names its product proteoglycan 4-like. The record is from RefSeq and is a predicted model, not a curated record. Lineage: Eukaryota; Metazoa; Arthropoda; Arachnida; Ixodida; Ixodidae. The transcript has 5 exons. The coding region runs from base 1 to 3654 and encodes 1217 amino acids.
AUGUUCGUGCCGAAGAAGUCGCGAGGUUCGGGGAGCCGGCGUACGAGGCGACGCGACCCGGAGGACUCCAAGCCACCGGCGGACUCCAGCGAGAUUUCUACGACGCCCGUCACGCGCCACGCCGGUGGCGCCGGAGGCUCGGCGCCUAGGCGUCUUCGGGCGUCGAGUCCCGUGGCGCCUACCCGGACAAAGACGGGGCUGCCUGCGACCGCCGCUGCAUCCGGGGACUACCACCACGGCACAGCCGCCGAGGAAGCACCUACGCGACGGACCGAUCCACCAGAGACGACGCUCGAUGGCGCCAUGAUCGAAUCGAGUCUGAGUAGCCUCAGACACACCCCGAGGACACGGACGACUUUCGAGCCGUCCACCGCCACACUCGCUCCGACCGUGUCCGCUCGAGUCUCAUCCGCAUUCCGCACCGCCAUGGACGCCGUGUUCCACCGGAAACCGCCUUUCAAGGGUGGGGCACCGAAUAACAUCCCGCUGCAGACGAGCGUGUACGCAACGCAUACGCUGCCCAGACCUACUGCGCCCAAGCCGGAAGAUCAGUGCUCCGCGACACAUCGCUCCUCUGAACGCGCCUCGUUGCGUCCUUCUGCUGAAGCAAACCAAGGUACACAUUCCCGCACUCUGCGCGUCGUCACCAGAAAAUCUGCAAACGAACAACUGCCGGUGCAAAAUGCGCCCGUUACGACUGUCAUGGCCGUCGAAAUUCCACCGGGUGCCCGUUUCCCCCGCGUGCCGCUGAUGCUCAUUCGGGGACCCCGGAUGUCGGCUGGUAGUCCCGAGCCACGAAUGCCACCGGGUUCCGCGCCACGCAUGCUACGGGGCGUUGAGCCGCGAAUGCUGACCGACUCGAGCUUUUGGCAACGCCCACAUUUCCCUCCACGCGCGCCUUUGACGGGUGCGGUUCUGAGCGCCGCACAGAUGGAGAGGUCCGUAACUAUAGGCUCUGCACGCCGAGACCCUGCACAGCAAGUGAGCCCAACGCAACUGUCAGAGCCUGAUGCACUGAAAGUAACGUCGCAGCAUCCGCCGUCGUCGGAAAUGGCCCAUAUUGCGCCGGAAAGCCAUACACAACUGACAAUGCCUAACGUUCUGCCGGGAACAUCCCUUUCACGUCCAGAAAUGGUGGAUGCAGCCACGGAAGUGAGCGAAACACGACUGACAAGGCUGGACGCGCUGCGAGUCAAAGCCGAUCAUCUGUCGUCAUCGGAAAGGAUGAAUGCAGUGCCCAUGGUCAGCGAAGCAACACAGACAAUGACGGACUUGCCGCAGAAAACAUUCGAGCACCCACCAUCUUCGGAAAUGCUGAAUACUGGUCCGGAAGUGUGUGGCACACAACCUACUAGCUCUAAUGUGCUGCCGAAUGAAGCCCAUCAACUAGGGUCUGUUGAAAUCGCCAAUGUACCGUCAGAAGAGCCAUCAUGGGGAAAGGAAGCGGAUAAAGAGUUCCACUCUAAAGUCACUUCAGCGCUCACUGCAACUGCUGCGGCGCCUUCUCCAGCAGCACCAUCAGCUGUCGCGUGCAGACCAGCGCUGGCGGCCGACAACAGGCAUCCACCUGAAACACCCGUCACGGCACACGUAGAAGCCGCCCAGCAUUUGAGUCCGACGGGAGCGAGCGACGAGCGAGGCCCUAGUCAGCCUUCUCCAGCAGCACCAUCAGCUGUCGCGUGCAGACCAGCGCUGGCGGCCGACAACAGGCAUCCACUUGAAACACCCGUCAAGGCACACGUAGAGAAAGACGCCCAGCAUUUGAGUCCUACGGGAGCGAGUGACGAGCGAGGCAAGACCGGAAUGACUGGCUCUGAACCGAUGGAAUUGUCGACGUCAGACGCCCACAUAGCGCCUGCUCCGCGAACAGACGCCCCUGCAGAAGACCAGACCGUCUAUGCAGAGCCCGAAACGCGGCCGCUCGUCGCGUCCUACCAUCAUGACAAAGGUCCAAGGAGCACAGGAGUUCUCUCACCAGCCUCGCCACCUGAAACGCACCCCGAUAUGCACGGAGAGAAAGCGCCGGCUCAGAAAUUGAGUCAGACGGGAGAGAUCGAUGAGCGAGACAAGAGACGGCUAGCCGGCACGACUGGCUGCGAUCCGAUGAAAGUGUCGACGUCAGACGCCAGCAUUGCGCUUGCCCCACAAAAGGAAGCCUCUGCGGAAGUCUUAACCCCCUCCGCAGAGCCCGAAACGCGGCCGCUCGUCGUGUCCUACCAUCAAGACAAAGGCCGAAGGAGCACAGGAGCUCUCUCACCAGCCUCGCCACCUGAAAUGCACCCCGCAGCCAGAGCUGAAGCACCUUCUGACAAGUCACCUUCAAGCCCAGUAACGCCGUCGAAAGAGAGCGACGCCGGCACGAAUAGACCGAAGACGAAGAGCCCUUCGUCGAAAUCUGCGACCAAGGCAAACGACACUAUGGUAUCUUCGGUGAAAACAGCUGAAGCGGAGCUUGCUGAUGUGGGUAAGAUUCAAACUAAGUCUUCUGAGAAAUCCACAAUGGUAGGACACGCCAGUGAGAGCAAAACUCCAGCUAAGGAGCCUUCGGUGAAUCUGGCAAGCAAAUCUCCACCACCAAAUGGGUCUUCGGUCAAAGCAGUACCGGCAGGACCCAAGAGUGAGAGUAAAACUGCGCCUAAGGAGCCUUCGGUGAAAGCAGCAGGGGCAUGCCAUACCAGUACAAGCAAAACACCACCACCUAAGGAGUCUCCGAUGAAAGCAGUACCGGCAGGACUCGCCGCUGCAAGCAAAACUCCACCACCCAAGGAGCCUCUGGUAAAAGCAGUACCGGCAGGACUUGCCACUGCAAGCAAAACUCCAGCUAAGGCGUCUUCAGUCGGACAUACUAAUGCGAAUAAAGUGCACGAAAUUAACGUGUCGGAAAUUCCAGGCCGCUCUGACAAAAUCCCGGAGAAGCGACUGGUUACAGAAGAGUUGCAGAGUGGAGCUCAGAAAAACGUCCCUGAGGAGCGCAUCAGCAUGCCAGAGACAACGCAGCAGAGUUGCAGGACGCGAGCGAGCUUCGCCAGCGUCAAGACUUACUGUUCUACAGAUUACGACAUGACUUUAGCGAAGACUGAAAGCCUAGCUCCUACAAAAACAUCGAAAAGUUCCGAACAGAAAAGUGUGAUUGAAGGCGAAGCAAAGCUUGCCAAGGUGUUUUUGCCGAAAGACGUGGGCCCCGCAAGCACAGGCGGCGCCACACCGUGUUCAGCGCCAGUGCCUCACGCGGGAGCACAGAAAGAGCCAGGGCCCUUACGCAGCGAGAGGUUGGAGAAAGAUAAGUGUCGCAAGCAAUUAGCGACGGAGCAUCCCGUGGACACCAACACGGUGCUUGUGCCAAAUUUAAAAUCAGCUGCAGGAACGCAAGUGCUGCAGCAAGGUCAGGAAGGGGAAGCCAAACUUCCUAAAAUUUUUCCGGCAGCGGCAGUCUCCAAAGGGCAGGCAAACCAGACACCCAGUUCACCGCCAACUCCGGGCAAACCACAAAGCAAGCCUUCGGAAAAAGCGCCACCGACUAUGUCCGUUCCGCCUGCCCACGAUGCUGAACCUCUGACAGCGCCUACACAUUUGAGUGAAUCGGAGCCAACAGCAGCCAAGAGCCAACCAGGGUUGAGCGGGGCUGGCGAGGCAUUGCCGCAUCCUCAAAAAUAA